AUGUUCCAACCCUACAACCUGACUAUGUUGGAUCAUCUUCCGCCUAGAAUGCAUCUCAAUCCAUAUUUUACAUUUAAUUUAAUUGGCAAGGAUCGUGUGCAGGUCUUCCAGCGAGUCGAGGACGCAACGUCUCGUUUGGCCUCCAAGUUUCCCUUCCUGGCUGGGGUGGUGGUUCCAUCCACCCAACCAGUCGGUAGAAGCAACGCGUUUCAGGUGCGCCCUGCUACUGCUGCCGAGCUUGAAGAAUGCCCUAUGUUGGUUAUUCAACAUCAUGCAAACUCCACUGCUCUAAGUGUGGAAGGGAAAUUCAACCCUGCUUUGGUGCCAUUUCCACUCAUCUAUCCAAAUCCUAGCCCUUCUCCCGUGCUACGGCUAAAGUUUAAUGUCAUAGGAGACAAGUUGCAUAUGGUGUGGUGCUUUGAUCACCGAGUGGUGGACGGGUCAGGAGUUUUUUUUCUGUUCUAUACUUUCGCCGCCUUCUGCCGUGAUCUAAAUGCACCAGAACCUACAACUAUACAUGCACAAGAAAAGAUAAGGCAGCAUAUCGAGGAAAUCGCAACUACAAGUACACCGCUAGAUCUUCAAAUGCCUGCCUCACCUCCCCCAACAAGCGAAGAUGAAGUACCCACAGGGUUUAGUCGAGUUCCCAUCAGUUCCCGUUAUGUACUCGAUGGCCAGAAGAUAGAAUUGCUGCACGAGGCCUGCAAUUCGGCUAUACGAUCUCUACCUGAGACAUACAAGAAAAAUAUUCCCAACCUGUCCCUCCCACCGAGUAUGGUCGUCACCGCACUGGUGGGCAUAUGUAGUACUCGCGCCCGCUUGAGAGCAUUCCCCGACGACCGGGAACUCACAUCCGAGAUAGCUGUUGCGGCAAACAUUCGAAAAGCAAUCGAUUUGCCUCCAGCAUAUCUUGGCAACGCCAUCAUGAACUUGCAGAGCACGUGUGAUAGCUCUGCGCAUCCUCCGCCUGACAUUUUGCAAAAAAUCCAUGUCCCAGGGCCUCUCAGUCCGAUAGGGCCGGAAGAUAUCUGGCAGAUCUGCAACGUUGUCCAGACUCUUCAGGAAGGAUCCAGACUCCUAGACAAGGAGUUUGCUCAGAGAAAAAUAGCAACAAUGGUUCGCGAGCAUGAUUGGAGUUCAAUCGGACCCAAGACUGGGGCGAAUUUCAUUGUAUCUGAUAUCAGCGCAGCAAAACCUUAUGCGAACUUUGGGCCACUCGGAGACCUUCAGUUAUUCGACCUGCCUUUCGAUACAUUUGCAGGCAUUUGCUGGAUAAUGCCUAACCUACCAUCUGAUCCUAAGUCAUCAUCAUGCUGGAGAUUGCGAGUGGCUUUGGAACGGGCGGCGAUGGAGUGUCUAUCGAGUGACCCUCUCUUCCGGUGGGCUUCAACUCCGAGUACAGCGUCCAGACAAACUAGAAUCUAA
Penicillium vulpinum is the source of this 1425-nucleotide messenger RNA. RefSeq lists its product as uncharacterized. Gene Ontology annotation, molecular function: acyltransferase activity, transferring groups other than amino-acyl groups. The transcript has a single exon. NCBI's taxonomy places the organism in Eukaryota, Fungi, Ascomycota, Eurotiomycetes, Eurotiales, Aspergillaceae. Bases 1 to 1425 code for a protein of 474 amino acids. The record is from RefSeq and is a predicted model, not a curated record.